AUGUUAACUAGACGGUUUUCGAAGACGUUAAGGUUAACAGUGCUGACUUUAAUAGUCUGCAGUUUGUUUCUUAUUUCGAAUAGAACGAUCACAGGCGAACUUUCACAGAGCAUUCAUGCGUACUUGGAAGAUUGGAUAGUACUGAAUGGAGGUGAUGGCAAGGAUAGGCAGAUAUUACAGGAGGUUAUCGAUGCUAUAAAUGGAGAAGACGAGACACAUAGGGAAUCUGCAUCACGGAGUGACAAUGCUGAGAAGUCCAUUCCUGACAAGCUUUUGUCACAUUCAACACCGACUGCCGAAGAGGAGAGUAGACAAGCAAAAUUGAGAGGAUUUUAUGAGAAGGUGUUUAAUAUGUUAAGCAAACAUGCUCCAAGUGGGAGCAGUUCUAAAAUUCGUGGCGAGAAUUGUCAGUUGACCAAAGAUAUUGGGGGGAGAUUGGAGGACCAAAAAUGGUGGUAUAAACUUUCCUAUGAGCAUCUUAGCAAAUGCCUGCAAGUGUCAAGGAAAGACAGAAAGAUGUUGAAAAAAAAACACUCAGACUAUGUUGCUGAUUUGGCAUCGUUGGUUUUACCUCUAGAUUCGUAUACUGGUAAUGGUAUUGUUACGGUUGGAGGUGGUAAGUUUAGUGUUUUAGCAUUUCUUAUGAUCACAACGUUACGUAAUGUUGGUACAACGCUUCCUGUUGAAGUAUUAAUUCCUCCGAAUGAGGAAUCAGAACAUGAAUUCUGUAACAAUGUGCUGCCAGAGUUUAACGCUAAGUGUAUUUACCUUUCUGAUGUUUUACCAAAAUCGGUGCUUACUAGUUUCGAGGUGAAGGGCUAUCAAUUGAAGUCUUUUGCAAUAAUUGCAUCUAGUUUCCAGAAUUUGUUACUUUUGGACGCUGAUAACUUGCCUAUAAAGAAUUUGGACGAUAUAUUCGAAUCCAAACCAUACAAGUCCACCGGAUUGGUAUUAUGGCCUGAUUUCUGGAGACGCACCACAAGCCCGAUAUAUUACGAAGUAGCGGGCAUUCCCAUCAAUUAUAAUAAACGAGUCCGUAACAGCAUUGACGAUGUUACUCCAGCUUCAGUAUACACUUCAAACCCCUAUAGUCUUUCGACAGUUCCCAUGCAUGAUUUGGAAGGGGCAAUACCAGACAUGUCAACCGAAUCGGGCCAACUAAUGAUUAGCAAGCGUACACAUCUCGGAACAGCGUUGCUUUCCCUUUAUUAUAACGUUAAUGGGCCCACAUGGUAUUACCCGUUGUUCUCCCAAGGUGCCUCUGGAGAAGGUGAUAAGGAAACAUUUAUUGCUGCAGCCAGUUUUUACCAGUUGCCUUUUUAUCAGGUUCGUACCGUCACUGGCGUUGAUGGAUAUCAUAGAUCUUCGGGAUACCGUGGAGUUGCAAUGUUACAGCAUGAUUUUCGUCAAGAUUAUGAACGCUAUACUCAUUCUAAAGAGGAUACUGAAGCAAAAUAUGCAGCAGGAUCUGCAGCCUAUGAAAGUUCCUACAACGUGAACGACUUUUACAAUACUUAUUUUGGUACUUAUAACUCACAGGAACCACUGGAUGUCAUGUUUGUUCAUUCCAAUUUACCGAAACUUGAGCCAUUAUCACUAUCAACAGAUUUGAUGGAAGAUGGUCAACACAUUCGUUCUUAUUCCAAUUUGAAGAGAUUGCAUGGAUACGACAUAGAACUACGAUCUUUUCAAACAUUUAAUGAGUACCUAUGUGAUAAAAGGGUUAAGUUUAAAUACUACGAGAAAACAUUGAUCGACGAAGAGAGCUGGACAUCCAUGUGUGAUUACAUCAAGGGUAGAUUGAGCUUUUUGGAACGUACUCACGAUGAAGCGCUUAAUAAGAACUAG
Molecule: messenger RNA, 1848 nt
Organism: Eremothecium cymbalariae DBVPG#7215
Lineage: Eukaryota; Fungi; Ascomycota; Saccharomycetes; Saccharomycetales; Saccharomycetaceae
Gene: MNN2
Product: alpha-1,2-mannosyltransferase MNN2
Exons: 1
Coding region: 1-1848 (615 amino acids)
Biological process (GO): mannan biosynthetic process
Cellular component (GO): Golgi apparatus
Molecular function (GO): alpha-1,2-mannosyltransferase activity
Source: RefSeq, a predicted model, not a curated record